Exserohilum turcica Et28A is the source of this 1506-nucleotide messenger RNA. RefSeq lists its product as uncharacterized. The transcript is spliced from 3 exons. Gene Ontology annotation, molecular function: nucleotide binding. Lineage: Eukaryota; Fungi; Ascomycota; Dothideomycetes; Pleosporales; Pleosporaceae. Bases 1 to 1281 code for a protein of 426 amino acids. The record is from RefSeq and is a predicted model, not a curated record.
AUGACAGCCGUCGACUUGCUCAACUCGCUAGCUGAAUUCGGAGAGUGGGCUGCUGGCCGCAAGCCCGUGGCCAAGAAAAACAGCGCCCUUCGCAUUGGCAUCCUGGGCGCGGCCAAAAUCGGACCCGUUGCGUUGAUUCUGCCCGCACGCUCACACGCUGGUAUCAUUGUUGUGGCGGUCGCGGCGAGAGAUAGGCGCAGGGCUGAGGCGUAUGCAAAGAGAUGGGGUAUUCCGAUUGUACAUGAGAGCUAUGAAGCUCUGAUUGCAGACCCCUCCAUCGACUGCAUCUACAACCCGCUGCCCAACGGCCUGCACUAUGCGCCCACGCUGGCCGCGCUCAAAGCCGGAAAACACGUCUUGCUGGAAAAGCCGUCGGUUUCAAAUGCCCAGGAAGCCCGCUCGCUAUUCCAAAAUCCGCUUCUCCGCGUGCCAAAUGCACCCCUGGUCGUAGAGGCAAGCCACUAUCGCUUUCAUCCUGCGUGGCGUCUGUUCCUCUCGCAGUUUGACAGCAGCGCCAUCGAGCAUGCCGAGGCGCGCGCUGCCAUUGCCGCUGGCGCAAUGCCCGCCGACGACAUACGCUUCCAGUAUGAGCUUGCUGGUGGCUGUGCCAUGGACCUGGGCCACUACGUCUUGUCUGCGCUGCGCGGUGUCUUUGGCACAGAGCCCUCAGGCGUCGUGUCUGCAACACCGCGCCUCAUCCACGCGCCGUUUGACCAGCGCUGCGACCAGGCCAUGGACGCUACCUAUGUGUUUCCCAACGGCGGCACCGGCCGUGUGGCUGCCGACCUGGGAGCCAAGGGCGGCUACCCCUUUCCGUGGCUCACAGCCAACUGGCCCAGUUUCCGCGAUGGCAUCCCCAAUGUGCGUGUUGUGCUGCGGGAAGAGAAGGGUGGUAGUGUGCAAGACGGGUUGACCAAGAUCACUAACAAGACGGUUACCAUGUGGAAUUUCAUGCUGCCUCAUAUUUGGCAUCGGAUUGAUGUCACUACCGUUACUGCACUGCGCGACGCUUCAACGGGCAAACUUGUCAAGGAAGAAAAGGAUACACGCUAUCUCAAGGCAUAUACAUGGCCCGAGGGGACUGCGGCCGAAAACAAAGGUGAGUCCUGGUGGCCCACCUAUCGCUACCAGCUCGAGGAGUUUGUCAACAAGAUUCGCGGGAACAAGGGGAGUGGCGCGUGGAUCGAUGGUGAGGAGAGCAUCAAUCAGAUGGCUGCCACGGAUAUGACGUAUGAGAAGGCGGGUAUGCUGCUGAGGCCAUCUUGUAACGAGUUAGAGUAAGGGUGUUGGUUGGAUAAAAAGGAGGGUUGAGUAACGAUUAUGCCUGCGUGGGGUGAGCAUCAUGGUAAAUGGGUAUUCAUCACCUGCGCAUGAAGCUUCCAGCCACGCUGUAUACGGAUUACUCUACUAAUCACUGAAUCUUCUCAGAUAGCUCUACUAACCACAACAAGUCUAGGACACGUGCGGUUGGCGGCGACCAAGCACGUGAUGGUGAAUCGCAAUGCU